AUGUUAUUCCAAUCUCAUCAUGUUAUAUUCCUUGCUAUGCUUAUCGCACCUUUCACUUUAGCAAAAAACAACACAACAAUUCAAUGCAAAGGUGGAUUUGCUGCAAAUAUCACUGUAGGCAUGUGCAAUGACAGGGGUGGCGAACAGUAUCUUUGUCCAACGCCCCAGUGCGGAAAAGAUGGCCAUCUCUGGGUACCAAUGGCCGGUUGCUUAUACCACGCAAUUCUUGGCUCUGGCAUAAGUGAUCAACAGUGUACAAGUUACAAUAUGGAAAGGAAGGAUGCCUUUACAUGUAUCAACUCAGGGGAUGCGUGGUAUUCUUGUCCUUAUACACCAGAUACUGUUCCCUUCAUCACAUGCUCAAACUGCACAUUGCCACCGAAAGCCACAGGUGGGGGGCCUAUACAAGGAACCCCAAUUGUGUCCUAA
Molecule: messenger RNA, 429 nt
Organism: Melampsora larici-populina 98AG31
Lineage: Eukaryota; Fungi; Basidiomycota; Pucciniomycetes; Pucciniales; Melampsoraceae
Exons: 4
Coding region: 1-429 (142 amino acids)
Source: RefSeq, a predicted model, not a curated record